AUGCAUCAUGUAACCGAGCAUUCGGAAUACAUAGAUGACUACAGUCGUCAGCCAAUUCCUUUUGCACGGUCGGAGUAUCUGUUGUACAAUGUGAACGACGAGCACGGUAGAUAUGGGUCCAUUGUUGAGCAGCAAGGAGUCAUCGAAAACCAGUCAUCCAUGUUAGUCAAGCAACAUUAUCCUAAGAUUCUGCGUGCCUUUCCGAGCGAAUUCGAGGCUUUCCAGUGUUUUCCGUUUUGCAAGGAAAGUACAAAUGUUCCAAAUGAGGUCGAUGAUGUCUGCGUUGGAUCUUGGGUUACAAUAACAUUCAUAUCGCAAUCGACGGCACAAUUGCCGACCCCACCACUUUCACCAGAACCCGAAACUCCACCUCCCAUAGAGGCUGUGAUAGAUCUACCGCCGCCGACGCCAGAAGUAUCUCUUCCUCCACCUGUACAUCCAUUGUACGUUACUGACAAAUCUGUCAUAGUUUACUGAAUUACGUG
This is a messenger RNA of Cylicocyclus nassatus, 485 nucleotides long. The record is from the annotation of a GenBank genome assembly. NCBI's taxonomy places the organism in Eukaryota, Metazoa, Nematoda, Chromadorea, Rhabditida, Strongylidae.